Serendipita indica DSM 11827 is the source of this 609-nucleotide messenger RNA. Lineage: Eukaryota; Fungi; Basidiomycota; Agaricomycetes; Sebacinales; Serendipitaceae. The record is from the annotation of a GenBank genome assembly.
AUGGAACAACUCUUAGCGACCUAUACCAACGGAAGAGCGAACAUUGUCAUCGUCGGACGAAACCAGGCCGCUGCAGACCGCAUCGUUGCAUCUUUCCCCGAGCCACCCUAUCCGAACGAGACAAAUAGCAUCACAGUCAAACACGAGUUCAUCCAGUGCGAUGUGUCGUUCAUAUCCAACGUGCGAGUUGCCGUCGAAGAGAUCAAGAAGCGGUACAGCAAGAUCAAUAUGCUCGUAUGCAGUGCCGGGGCUCUUGCAAUGUCGCAAAAGAUAACAACCGAAGGACUUGACGAGUCGCAUGUGCUCCGGACAUACGCCCGCACCAAGUUCAUUUACGAACUUCAGCCACUGCUCUCCAAUGACAGGGCUGCCGGUGAGGAUGCACGAGCAAUGAUUAUCCUCAAUGCCGCCACGAGCAACAAGGUCGACCUCGAAGAUCUGGACAUCAAGAAAUUCUCUAUGAUAAGCGUCAUGGGCGAACGCCAUCCGGACUUGGCGUUUAUCCACAUCUUUCCUGGAGGUACUGACAUGCCAGGUCUGCAUAAAACGUGGUACCUGAGUCUUGCGGCUACUCGCAAAACCUCUACUUCGGAGACUGGAAGAUGCCGC